AUGGAAACGGAUCAAGGAUACACCUCGCUCGAGCAGGCGGGUCGGGCAGUACUGGCUCAAUUUUCAGCCCUGCCAAAGACUUCCGAUCCUGUCUACGAGAGAAAACUCACAAACGAGUUUCAAAGAUUCGAGUCAUGGGCAUCGAACUUGGGGCUUUAUCACACCGGGCACAGUUCUCUUGACUAUAGGUUUCGAGACUCCCCUAUUCUGUUUGACUAUACCGUGGGCCUCCUCAAAGACUUCGAGGCCACUCUGAUAGCCCUGGCGAAUGUGACAGGAGAGGCAUCACCCUCAUAUAAUGACGACAUGGCUAUAGACGAGGAAUCGGAUGGCAUGUCUGUCAGCGACGACGAAUCUGAGGAAGAUCUUUCUUCAUACCAAGAUGAGUCCCCGGAAAAUGACUAUCUAGUGAAUUUAACCUUAGCUAUUGAUAGGCUAUACGCGUUAUCGUUUAGGGUUCGGAAUCCCAGGAUGCGAACGGGUCUUUCAAAAGCUCAGUACUACACUGAAAUCGAUGAGCAAUCCGGAGUCGAUCUCAUCGAGGCAUACUGGGAACGAGAUUCUUACCACAUUACUGAACUCUUCCAAAGCUGGAGGCCCAACACGGAGAUAGAAGAUGACGUUCAUUUCCUUAUACAACGACUUGCCACUGCCAACAUGCACCGGAGGCAACAGUUCAAGUAUUGGGAGCAGCGCAGAGCUAAAUAUGAAUAUUAUCAUCGGGCCGCAGUAGCUCAACUGGUGGGCGCGAGGACAAUAAACGACAAUCUACCAAUCGACAAUCUCCCAAUCGAUAGUCCAUCGCAACCUCGUCUAGAGGCACAUAUUCAGCAAUCUGAGCCCUCAACUGCUACCAACUUGGACGCAGCCAGACUCCGUGAUACCGAGUCUAUAAUAUCAACAGUUAGCUUCUUUUCGGUGGAUGACAACACUCUUGAACCGCUCAAAAUCCCUUCAGCCCCAAAUAUAGCCCCCGACAAGCCAGAAUUCGAGUGUCCAUAUUGCUUCACCAUGUGUGCGCGGUCUACUUUGAAACCACAAGCAUGGAGGAGACAUCUUCUACGUGACUUACGGCCGUAUAUAUGCACAUUUCCAUUUUGCAAACACGAAGACCAACUAUAUGACACCUUUAGUGAGUGGGCUGCGCACGAGGUGUCUAUCCAUGGCCUCCAGGUCGAAUCCCCACGGCGCUGUCCAGUCUGUCUAUAUGAAAAUGCAGACAACCACCACAUUGCGUCUCAUCUACAGCGUAUAGCUUGCUUUUCGCUUCCACGGAUGAAUGAUGACACUACUGGCAGUUUAAAUACAAUGGGGCGCACGGAGAGCCGUAACACUGGAGCUAUAGACUCGGACACUGACUCUGAAGAGUUCGUCGCCGAUGAUGAAUGGGCAGAAAAUACAAAGACUAUUCACCUCAACCUGGCCGGUUAUCCUCUGUUGCCAGUACAGGUGCGUCCAAGUGACGCCAUCGAGGAAGUUUUAGCAACCCGCCUGGCAGGAACUUAUAAUCUAGAUCCCUCGAUUGAGUUUCGAUUUUCCGAUCCAAACGGGAACCCGAUACCUCUUGAUUAUGACAAUCUAUACGACCAAAUGGCGGUCAAUGUCCAAAAAUCUCAAGCUAUCCCCGUUGACUCGGCGGACCUUCCGGCCGAGACCUUCAAUGAAGCAGGGCAAUCCCAAAUAAAGCGCCCAGUAGUCCUAGACUCCCGCUACCGUGUCCAACCUCAAUGGUAUUUCAGUGUCGGCAGAGUCUUUGCGAUUCUAUGGCACGAAAACCAUGGAGUUCAAACCGGUGCUGAUUCUACUAGAGUAGCACUUUCCGGUUCAACUUAUAUAGGUAGAUACAAUGAGCCGAUUCACAGCAGUAUCCGUCGUAUGGUAGUUUUCAGAGUGUCUGGCCAUAGUUCCUUCUGCUUCCCAAUAUCAACUUAUAGGGGCCGAGGCGUUGCAAAGCCCGGUGUCGACCCUUACAAGCAUGCCAUCAUCUACCUUCGGGGUACACAACCUGUCCAGAGACGCAAUGAGCCCCGUAUGGUCAAAGACCCUAUAGAGAUGGUAGCAGACAGUCCGGAGCAAACAGUGAACCCAAUGUCUAGGCUGGACUUUGGCCAGAUUCAUACAGUCGAGCAUAACGUUAAGGUUUUUCCUAUAGGCCGUGUUGCACGCGAGUCGAUGACUAGAUUUAUUCAGUAUACACGCGACGAGAUGGACAGAUUGGUAUAA
Aspergillus versicolor CBS 583.65 is the source of this 2223-nucleotide messenger RNA. RefSeq lists its product as uncharacterized. Lineage: Eukaryota; Fungi; Ascomycota; Eurotiomycetes; Eurotiales; Aspergillaceae. The transcript is spliced from 7 exons. The record is from RefSeq and is a predicted model, not a curated record. Bases 1 to 2223 code for a protein of 740 amino acids.